Haliotis rubra (blacklip abalone) is the source of this 2377-nucleotide messenger RNA. Its product is annotated as ankyrin repeat, PH and SEC7 domain containing protein secG-like. Gene Ontology annotation, cellular component: cytoplasm; nucleus. The coding region runs from base 59 to 745 and encodes 228 amino acids. Lineage: Eukaryota; Metazoa; Mollusca; Gastropoda; Lepetellida; Haliotidae. Gene Ontology annotation, molecular function: protein binding. The record is from RefSeq and is a predicted model, not a curated record. The transcript has a single exon.
UACAGUUUGGCAGGGCCAUACAGACAUUGUAGAAGUGUUAUUGAAAAACAAGGCAAAUAUGGACAAGAAACGUCUUAAUGGCAGCAAACCUCUACAUGAUGCAACCUGGCAGGGACACACAGAGGUUGUAGAAGUGUUAUUGAAGAACAAGGCAAAUGUGGAUGAAAAACGUCAUGAUGGCGACACACCUCUACAUAGAGUAUCCUGGAAGGGACAUACAGAUGUUGUAGAAAUGUUAUUGAAGAACAAGGCAAUUGUGGAUGAGAAACGUUCUGAUGGCCUCACACCUCUACAUGAUGCAGCUUGGCAGGGACAUACAGAGGUUGUAGAAGUGUUAUUGAAAAACAAGGCAAAUGUGGAUGAGAAACGCGAUGAUGGUCGCACACCUCUACAUAGAGCAGCCUAUCAGGGACACACAAAGGUUGUAGAAGUGUUAUUGAAGAACAAGGCAAAUGUGGAUGAGAAAAGUGAUGAUUGCGAAACACCUCUACAUGAUGCAGUCUGGCAGGGACACACAGAGGUUGUAGAGGUGUUAUUGAAGAACAAGGCAAAUGUGGACGAGAAACGAGAUAAUGGGUGCACACCUCUGCAUGUUGCAGCUUUGCAGGGACACCGGGCUGUUGCUAAUGUGCUGUUGAAGAACGGGGCUAAUGUUCAUGAGAAGGAUAUUAAAGAAGAAACUGCUUUACAGAAAGCAAAGGCCCAUCAUUGGACUUUAACCGAGGCAGCAAAUAACAUGACCUAACACCGAACCUUGGUUCAGUUCCACACGGAAGCUAUACUUCCAGUGGUCUUCUUAUACCGGCACAACCAUCACCACACUGUCCUGUAAAUCGCACACAAGUUGAGCUGCGGGGGUCUUAAGAUCCGAGUCAAGACGGAAAAAUAUUUACCAAAGAUUUGCAAAGUGGUUCGUACAAGAGAGGCAUUACCCUGUAGUCAAGGCAACUCCAUCCUGAAAACGCGAAUCCUAACAGCCCACAUCCAGAGGCUGCACAGCUAGACAUAUGUUCCUUCAGUCAAACACCAGGAACCAUACAAGGAAACCCCAAUCAUGAUCCGACCAGGAGUCAUGUAUUGAUCCACUGUCGGGUUCAAAUACCACCAGUGUUUCUGAUUGUACCAUCACUUACUACACAGAGAGUGGGGAGGACAUACUGCUGCAACCGCUCUUAAGUAGGGACACAAACAGCUUUUAUAGUAGCCAGCUUUACAUGGCUAUCCAACCUCACUCUUUCGAAGUAGACAUGCAGAAAGCAGGGAGAUUAUGUGUGAUAUGUGUAGAUUUAGCUUCAGUGUUUUGAUAAGUAUAUCAGUUUCAGAAACAAACCUUGCACUAUACGAAUGCUGUUGCAAUAGUAUAUUUGAUGCUAUUUAUAGUUCAUGGCACGCGGCAUCUGGUCAUCCACCGGAUGGGUUGGUUCCUUUGAGUGCACUGUGAAUGUACUGUAUACUAGAGGUUGUUACAACACUGGUAACACUGAAAUCACAUUUAAACAUUGUUGGUCUAUAGGCUGAUGAACAAUCCGGUUUCUAGCGGGAUACGAUCUCAGCAUAUGUUAGCCUGGUUACUAUAGAAAAAUGAUCAUUUCAUACGCUAGUGUUAAUUGGUCCGUGACUUUAUAUCUUGUUAUUACUUACAUAACAAACUCUGCAAUUGGAAACAAUAUUGCUCUCCUAUCUUGUACAUAGCUUUGAAAUGUGUAUGAAACUUUAUUUAAGCAAGUACCUUUACUUUAUCUGAUCGUUAACAAGUGUAAAUAGAAACCUUCACAUUUGAAUACUAAAUAGCAUGUUAAUUACAUGAUGUCGUAAAUUACGGUAAAGGGUUGUUUUGCUUAACAAUGAAGUUGGACAUAUGUUUAUUUUAUACUUUAGAUGGUCUUCUAGACUGUGUUGAAGGAAUUGGAAGAUGAAUUUUGUAGUGUUUUGUAAAAGUAGAGCAAAACAUGUCCAAACAUUUUGUAUUGAGUUGAAUGACCACAACAGCAACACCACAGAAAAAAGUAAUGCUUUUGCUGCUGGGAAAAUGACUUUGUGUCAAUGUAUCAUGUUAUUACUUACAUUGGAUAUCGUGUAUAUUCGUUUAUACGUUCAGAAAACGUGUUUCGUGUUUUCUCAGGUGUUAGCUUUACACCAAACGGAAAUUGUUUCUGCAGGUAUUCAAGACUGGGCACUGACGUUCUAUAUUCUGAAAAUUAAUCAGUUUACCAAAGUGUUGAUUUCAAAGAAUUCGAAAAGACGUUCAAGAUUUUACAAGAAUUUAAGAAUGGAUCACGUUCCUCGUCCAGGACAUUCAAGUGUGACAAAUUUACACAUUAAUUUUAUAGGGACUGUGAAUGUAACCUCUGGGUUUCAAUAAAAUGCGUAAAAAAUU